Messenger RNA from Budorcas taxicolor (takin), 9258 nucleotides. It is a transcript of the gene MYO15B, whose product is annotated as myosin XVB. NCBI's taxonomy places the organism in Eukaryota, Metazoa, Chordata, Mammalia, Artiodactyla, Bovidae. Gene Ontology annotation, cellular component: cytoskeleton; myosin complex. The transcript has 64 exons. The record is from RefSeq and is a predicted model, not a curated record. Gene Ontology annotation, molecular function: protein binding; cytoskeletal motor activity; ATP binding.
AUGGGCAGGAGCAAGGGCAAAGCGCCCCAGCACCUGGAGGGACCCGGGAGGCCCCCCUCGGGGGAGCAGGAAUCCGGGUCUGCCAGCGCAGACAGCGUGCCCAGCCAGGGACACCGAAAGGGCCAUCGUAAGGCCCACAGGGAGCCCAGCGCCGGGCGAGGCCAGGAGCCUCCCAGUGCCCACAGGAAGCCCACUGGAGGGGAGAACAGGGACUGCAGACAAGCAGAGGCGGGGCCACCGCCGGAGGCCGAGGGCAGAGGAGGCAGCGGGCAUGCUCGAGGGGGAUGCCAGGCUAAGGAGAGCAGCAAGCCGGGGGACGGCCACGGGGGGCGCCUGGAGGAGAAGGGUCUCCGAAGAGGAGGAAGGACACGGGAGCAGGACCGCGGCAGAAGGAGAGGAAAACGACGGGGACGCUCGGCUCAGCGGGCCCGCCGGGAGACACGGAGCCUCGACAGGGACACGUCGGGCGGAGAUGGGGCCAGCUCCUGCCUGGACAGCGAAGCCCACGAAGCCCAGGAGAGCCGCAGCCAAGGUGGUGGGACCCCAGAGCGGAGGCUCAACUUGGAGCAAACGGACAUGGCCUCGGGGGGCACUCAAACCAGUGCAGAGUCAGCGCUGGAGGCGCCAGGAGCUCCCCGGAACAGCGACAGCCCGAGCAGCAGCGACGACAGAGGCAGUGACAAGCCCCCCUCGCGGCCCCAGAGCCCAGAAGGAUCGUCGGGGGCGAGGCCCCAGGGAGAGACCGAGGAUUCCGGGACAGACCCAGACUCGAGUCAGGAGGGGGCCGGGCCGUGCCGGAGCCCAGGAGCAGCCCCAGGAACGACCCGCGGGGCCCUCGAGGCCGGCGAGGCUGACCAUGGUAGAAAAGCCGCAGCUUCCAGCCUCCUCGAGAGCUGCAUCCCCCGGAGCUCGUGGGGUUCUCAGGACCCCAGGCAGGGCGGGGAUGCAAGAGACGAUGGGGUGCAGCCCGAAGCUGAGCCGAGGGGCGCCCCGCCCGAAAGAGCCGAGGCCUCGAGCGCCCGGGGUCAGCGCCGCCAGAUUGGAAAGGUGGGGAAGGCGCACGAGGCGGUGGGCGUGAGCGACGAGGGGUCUCGGGGAGACGGGCCGCGGGCCCCAGCGCCGCUGGCCGCCCUAGUGGCGCUCCGCAGGCUCCGCGCGAGGCCCCCGCCAGGCCCUGCUCCCCAGGCCGCCGGUCCCCGCCGCGGCAGCCUCAAGGACCGGCUCGUGCGCGUAGCGCGGGCCCUGGGGCUCCUGCGGUGGCUGCGGCUGCGGCUCCAGGGGCGCGCGGGCGGCGCGCGGGGCCCCGGGACCAGCGAGGGGACGAGCUGCGGGCCGGGGCCGCGCCGCCGCCGUCUAGCGCUGAGCCUGGCGGGCGUCGCGGGGCUGUGGGGGCGACCAAGGCCUCCCCCUGGCGGCGGCCCGAGUUCCCCGCAGGUUGCAGAAAGCCCAGCUCACGAUCCAUCGGAGGACGAGCACGCGACCCCAGAUCCCAAGUUCGCCGUCGUGUUCCCCAGGAUCCACGGGGCAGGGAGGACCUCGAGCCGCCGGAGCUCAGAGGAAGGGUUCGCGGACGCCCGCGCCGAGCAGGGGCGCGGUUGGUCCUGUGCGGGGGCGUCUGCGGACAGUGCAGGGCGCAGGGCCAGUGUCGAAGGGGUGGCGGAGUCUCCCCGCGGCUCUCUCGGCCCGAAUCCCCACGAAGAGCCCCCGCUCGACGAGACGGGCUCCAGCAGCGAAGCGGAGCCCGAGAGCUUGGGAGCCGCGGCUCCGGUGCAUUGGGCGCAGGGCUCUGACCCUCACAAGGGCCCCGGGCUUGGCACCGAAACACUGCUGCCCCGACUCACCUUGGAGACCCGCCGGCGGCCGGAGGGGACCCCCGGCCCCCGCGGGUCCUUGAGGGAUCGGUGGGAGCCAGAGGACGAGGUGGAGGAGGCGCUGGAGAGGGACCUGGAGCUGAGCCUCGUGCCCGGCCCGGAGGAGCCUCCUUUUCCCGGCGGCGCCGACGGCUGGAGCGUGGGGGAAGGCCUGGAAGACACCGAGGACCUGGCCCGGCUGCGGUCAGUGUGCGACAGCUCCAUGCUGCUGUGUCUGAAGAAGAGGUUUCACCUGGGCCGAAUCUAUACCUUUGGGGGGCCCCACCUGCUAGCUCUGAACCCCCACCGGGCCCUGCCUCUCUACGCACCUGAGGUCCUAGCCAGCUACCGCCCUGGGAAGACCCCCAACACCACCCCACACAUUUUUGCUGUUGUGGCAUCGGCAUAUAGCCUGUCUGAGAGCACGGGGCAGGCCACCUGCAUCCUUCUGGGGUGAGCCCUGCCAGCCUUUCUCUCCUGCAGUGGGCACAGCGGCUCUGGGAAGACGGAGGCAGCCAAAAAGAUGGUGCAGUUCCUACACAGCCUGGAGUGGGAGCAGACGAGGGAGAGAGGGUGUCGGCUGGACACCGUGCUGCCCCUGCUCAGCAGCUUUAGCCAUGCCAAGACAGUCCUCAACGCCAAUGCCAGCCGCUUCGGCCAGGUCCUGUGCCUCUGCCUGCAGCGUGGGGUCGUCGUAGGCACUUCUGCAUCACAUCAUCUGCUCGAGACCUCGAGGGUGGUGUUUCAGGCCCAGGCUGAGCGGAGCUUCCAUGUUUUUUAUGAGCUGCUGGCGGGGCGGGACCCUGUAGAACGGGAACAGCUCUCCCUGCAGGGGCCAGAAACCUACUACUACCUCAACCAGGGCCGCGCCUGCAGGCUCCAGGACAAGGACGAUGCCCAGGACUUCAGAGGACUGGUGAGGGCCCUGCAGGCGCUGGGCUUGUGCACUGAGGAGCUGACCGCCAUCUGGGCUGUGCUGGCCUCCAUCCUGCAGCUGGGCAACAUCUGCUUCUCCUCGUCAGAGAGGGAGUCCCAGGAGGUGGCUGCCGUGUCCAGCUGGGCUGAGAUCCACGCCGCAGCCCGGCUGCUGCGGGUGCCGCCCGAGCGCCUGGAGGGAACGGUCACCCGGAGGGUCACGGAGACGCCCUAUGGCCAGGUCUCAAGAUCCCUACCGGUGGAAAGCGCCAUUGAUGCCAGGGACACCCUGGCCAAGGCCCUGUACGCACAGCUCUUCACCUGGCUUCUGAGGACCGCCAACGCGCGGCUGGCGUCCCCUGCGGAGGCAGGCAGCACGGUUACCAUCUCUGUCGUUGAUGUCUACGGCUUUGAGGCCCUGCGGGUCAACGGACUGGACCAGCUGUACAACAACCUGGGCAGCGAGCGCCUGCAGCUGUGGUACAACCGGCUGCUGCUCGCCCAGGAGGAGGAGGAGUGUCGGAGGGAGUUGCUGCCCUGGGUGCCCAUCCCCCAGGCCCUGCAGGAGUCCUGCCUGGACUUCCUGGUAGACCAGCCACACAGCCUCCUGAGUAUCCUGGAUGCCCAGACAUGGCUGUCCCAGGCCACGGACCACACCUUUCUGCAGAAGUGCCACUAUCACCAUGGCGACCACCCGUGCUACACCAAGCCCCAGCUGCCCCUUCCCAUCUUCACCGUGCGACAUUAUGCCGGGACCGUCACCUACCAGGUUCACAAGUUUCUAAACAGAAACCGGGAUCAUCUUGACCCUGCCGUGGUGGAGAUGCUUGCCCAGAGCCAGCUCCGGCUGCUGAGCCGCCUGUUCCAGGAAGCAGAGCCUGAUGAGUUCAGAGGAGGACCGGGCAAACCCACGCUGGCCGCUUGCUUCCAGAAGUCCCUGGGGGACCUCCUAGCUCAGCUGGGCAGGAGCCAUGUCUACUUCAUCCAGUGCCUCAGCCCCAAUCCAGGAAAGCUUCCAGGCCUCUUUGACGUGGAUCAUGUGGCAGAACAACUGCGCCAGGCGGGCAUCCUGGAGGCAGUGUGUACCCGCAGCGCCAACUUCCCCAUUCGCCUGCCCUUCCAGGCCUUCCUGGACAGAUUCCGGGCCCUGGGGACCGAGGAGCAGGGCGAGCUCUCUGACCGGGAAAGGUGUGGCAUCAUCCUGAACCAGGUGCUAGCGGCUGAGUCACCCCUCUGUCACCUGGGAGCCACCCAGGUACUGCUGCGGGAGCCGGGCUGGCAGCAGCUGGAGCAGUGCCGGGCCCAGCAGCGCGCCCAGGCCCUGCUGACCCUGCACCGAGGCGUCCGCGUCUGCAUCUCCCACCAGCGCCUCCGCCUCCUGCCACGGAAGCAGGCUCAUGUGCGUGGGCUCCAGGCCAGGAAGCGUUACCUCCGGCGGCGGGCAGCUCUGGGGCAGCUGAACACCAUCGUGCUGGCGGCCCGGCCCCUGCUCUGGAGACGGAGGAGACCACAGCUUGGGCGUCGGCACAGCUGGCACAGCAUCGGGGCCUUUGAGACGGUGCCAAGCAUGGAGCUGGGGCGCUUGGAGAUCCCGGCUGAGCUCGCCACCAUGCUGAAGACAGCGGAAGGCCGUCAGCACACCCGGGUCCAGAGCAUCACCGAGGCCAUGCCCCCGGAAGUUCCCGCCCGGCCCAGCCUGACCCUCCCACCUGACAUCAACCAGUUCCCCUUCUCCAGCUUCAUCUCCAUCGGCUUUCAGGAGCCCUCCUUGCCCCACCCUGGGCAGCUGCUGACCAAGCCCCUCACCCAGCUGGACGGUGAGAACCCUCAGCAUGCCCUGGAUAUCAACAAGGUGAUGCUGUGGCUGCUGGGGGACGGGUCGCUGGCGCCCUGGCAGGAGCAGACCAUGGGCCAGUACCUGGUGCGGCAGGGGCAGCGCCGACCGGGGCUGCGCGACGAGCUCUUCAGCCAGCUGGUGGCCCAGCUCUGGCGCAACCCCGACGAGCAGCAGAGCCAGCGCGGCUGGGCCCUCAUGGCCGUCCUGCUCAGCGCCUUCCCUCCGACGCACACCCUGCAGAAGCCACUGCUCAAGUUUGUCUCUGACCAGGCCCCCAGGGGCAUGGCAGCACUGUGCCAACACAAGCUGCUGGGAGCCCUGGAGCAGACGCAGCUGGACCCUGGGUCUGCCCGUGCCCACCCACCCACCCAGCUCGAGUGGACAGCUGGAUGGAGGCGGGGCCGCAUGGCACUGGAUGUGUCCACCUUCAGUGAGGAGUGCUACUCGGCCGAGGUGGAGUCCUGGACCACGGGGGAGCAGCUCGCCGGGUGGAUUCUACAGAGCAGAGGCCUGGACCCGCCCCCGCGCGGCUGGUCUGUGUCACUGCACUGCAGGGACUCCUGGAGGGACUUGGCCGGCUGCGACCUCGUGCUGGACUUGAUCGGCCAGACCGAGGACCCGGGGGACCCGGCCAGGCCCCACAGCUACCCCAUCGCCCCCCGUGGCCUAGCCGAGAACAUCCCCCUGGCCCCCAGCAUCCAGGCCCCCUCAUUGCCCCCAGGCCCACCUCCGGAUCCAGCCCCAACACUGCCCAGCAGGGGGCGCACAGGUGAGUCCCGGACCUCAGGGAGCCUGGAUGGCUUCCUGGACCACCUCUUCGAGCCCGUCCUAUCCCCCGGCCUCAGCGAUCUGGAGCAAGGCAGGGCUCUGACUGGCCGCAUGAAGGGAGGGGGUGCCAUGGGGCCUAUGCAGCAAGGCAGCUACCCCAUGGUGUACCCAGGGAUGGUGCAGAUGCCCAGCUACCAGCCAGCCAUGAUGCCGGCACCCAUGCCCAUGAUGCCAGCCAUGGGGCCAGUCCCAGGUAAGACUGGACUGUGGCUGCCCGCCAUGGUGGUACCACCACAGCCACAGCCCGUGCUUCCCAGCGUGGACGCGAGGCAGCUGGCGGCCCAGCAGCAGGACUUCAUCAACCAGCAGGCGCGGAUCCUGGCCCAGCAGAUGACCACCCAGGCCAUGACCUUGUCCCUGGAGCAGCAGGCAAAGCAACUGAGGCAGAGUCAGGCCCUGGCCCCAGCCCCAGCCACAGCUCCAGCCGCAGCUCCAGCCCCAGCCGCGGCCCCGGCCCCAGCCCCUAGAGCAGCUUCCCCGACCUCACCUCCUCCAGCCAUCACCCACAAGCCCAAGAAGACACCCACCCGCCAGAAGGAGCCAGAGAGUGGCCUGGAGUUGGUAGGUGCCCGCCUGACGCAGGAGGCCCCACAGGAGGCUGAAGACAGGCACCCACGGCCCAGGAGCUUCCAACAGAAACGAGACUAUUUCCAGAAGUUGGGGCAGCAGCCGAGCAAGGUGAAGACCACGAAGCCUCCAGCCAAGGUGGCGAUCCCCCAGGCAGAGGCGGUGCAGGACGAGGAGCCAGAAGAGGAGGAAGAGAGAGCAGGUGGUGAGGAGGCGGGGGGCAGGCUGGGGCCCUCACCUCCGCCUCCCCCGGUGCUGAAGAAGCUGCCACCGUCGCGAGGUGCAGCCAGAGCUGCCCAGGAGGCUGAGGCUGAGCCGGCCACGGAGCUGGGGCCUGGCAGGGGGCACAGGCCGGCCGGGGGCAAAGCCGUGGUGCGUAGCUCGGACCCUGAGCCCUGCCGGGCAGAACCCAGCAGGGAGAUCCGCAACAUCAUCCGCAUGUACCAGAGCCGCCCCGGCCCCGUGCCUGUGCCCGUGCAGCCAGCGAGGAAGCCCCCCCAAAGUUUUCUAAAGAAAAACAACCCUAAGGAUGAGGCUCUGGCUAAGCUGGGGAUCAAUGGUGCCUCCUCGCCCCCUCAGACGCUGUCCCCCAGCCCAGGGAAGGCCCCACCACCACCCGUGGCCCCUCGACCCAGGGCCCGACCACGGCUGAUACCCUCCAGCUCCAUCAAGGAGAAGCAGGGGCCCCUUCAAGAGCUGUUUGGCCAGAACCCACCCACUGCCCAGAAACUGCCCCCUCCGCCAGCACCUCCACUGCCUCCGCCCUGGGAGCCAGCGAGCCCUCCAGCUGAGCCCCGCAGCUUGGUGGAGCCCAUGGGGGACGAGGGGGUCUCCACCCAGCUGCUCGUGCCCUCCGGCAGCGUGUGCUUCUCCUACGCCAGCGCCCCCUGGAGGCUGUUCCUGCGCAAGGAGGUGUUCUACCCCCGGGAGAACUUCGGCCACCCCUACUGCCUCAGGCUCCUCUGUGAGCAGAUCCUGAGGGACACCUUUGCUGAGUCCUGCAUCCGUAUCUCCCAGGACGAGAGGCGCAAGAUGAAAGACUUGCUGGGAGACCUGGAGGUGGGCCUGGACUCACUGGACACGGCUGAGGACGGUGUCAAGAAGCGCAUCGUGGUGGCCGCCAGGGACAACUGGGCCAAUUACUUCUCCCGCAUCUUCCCUGUCUCGGGCGAGAGCGGCAGCGACGUGCAGCUGCUGGCUGUGUCCCACCGGGGGCUGAGACUGCUCAAGAUGACCCAGGGCCCCAGCCUGCACCCCGACCAGCUGAAGACUCUCUGCUCAUACAGCUUUGCUGAGGUGCUGGGCGUGGAGUGCCCGGCUGGCUCCACCCUGGAGCUGUCGCUGAGGAGUGAACAGCUGGUGCUGCACACGGCUCGGGCGGGAGCCAUCAAGGCCAUGGUCGAGCUCUUCCUGAGCGAGCUCAAGAAGGACUCUGGCUAUGUCAUCGCCCUGCGAAGCUACAUCACCGAUGACCACAGCCUCCUCAGCUUCCAACGUGGGGACCUCAUCAAGCUGCUGCCGGUGGCCACCCUGGAGCCAGGCUGGCAGUUCGGCUCCACGGGCGGCCGCUCCGGACUCUUCCCUGCUGACGUCGUGCAGCCGGCAGCUGCUCCGGACUCGUUCUUCUCGACGGAGCAGAGGAGCAGCCAGGGGCACAAGGGUCAGCUGCAGCGCAGAGAGUGGGAUAGGGCAUCGGAGUUCCCCACCCACCCCUGGAGCCAGGCGCGCAGUGACAACUCGGCCACCAGCCUGUCCCCCUCCGUGGCCUAUGUGGCCCUGCCCAUGGACUCUGACUACACCAUGCAGGAGUUUGCCCUGCGCUACUUCCGGAAACCCCAGACCCUGCCGGCCCAGACCAGCGGAGAUGCUGAGAAGGCCACGGCCAGCCUGGUGCAGUACAGCAAGGCUCCCAUCCAGAAAUCGCUCAUCAGCUUCAGUGACGAGGACACGAACAGGCAAGCUGUGGAGAGCUUCCAGGCUCUGAUGCAGUUUAUGGGGGACCAGUCCAAGCAGCGGGGCAAGAACGAGCUGGAUCUCCUCUACGGGCUGCUGAAGCUCUGCCAGGAGAAGGAGGAUCUCAGGGACGAGGUUUACUGCCAGGCCAUCAAGCAGGUCACAGGACACCCCCGGCCGAAACUCUGCGCGAGAGGCUGGCGCUUCCUCAGCCUCCUCACGGGCUGCGUCCCCCCGUCGAACACGCUGAUGCCCUACGUGACCAAGUUUCUGCAGGACUGGGGUCCUCACCAAGAGCUGGCCCACAGCAGCCAAGAGCACCUCCAGCGCACAGUCAAGUAUGGGGGUCGCCGGCGGCUGCCCUCCCCAGGCGAGAUGCAGGCCUUCCUGAAAGGACAAGUAGUCCACCUGGUCCUAAUUCAUUUGCCUGGGGGUGUGGAUUACAAGACCAAUAUCCGCACUUUCACGGUGGCAGCAGAGGUGCUGGAGGAGUUGUGCAGGCAGAUGGGCAUCACGGACCCCCAGGAAGUGCAGGAGUUUGCCCUCUUCCUCAUCAAAGGGGAUGAUGAGCUGGUGCGGCCCCUGUGGCCCCAGGAGUACCUCAACAGUGUGCUGGGGGGUCCGGACGUGAGCCUGCACAGCCGGCGGCUCGGCUGGGAGACCCGGCUGCACUUUGACAAUCCCACCUACAUCAGCACCCACUACAGCCAGGUGCUGCGGGACUACCUGCAGGGGAAGCUGGGGCUCAGCCCCCAGGAAGACACCCGACUUGCCAGAUUGGCUGCCUUGCAGCAGCUCAGCAGGAACAAGGAGGAGCCCCCCUCAGAGCAAGACCUCCUGGCUUACUUGCCGAGGAAGCAGCAGUGGCAGCAGCAAUGGCAGACGAACGUGGCCACCGUGAAGAGCCUGAUGGGCCGGGAACUGAGGCAGCUACAAGGAUACAGCUCCCAGGAAGCACAGAUCAGCUUCAUCAAGGCCGUGAGCGAGCUGCCCCUCUUCGGGUACACGGUCUACCCGGUGCUGCGAGUGAGCAAUCCGGCCCUGCCCAGCCCCGGCCUCCUGGGGCUGAACCGCCAGCACCUUGUCCUCAUGGACCCCAGCUCCCAGGAACUGUGCUGCUCCAUCGCCCUGAGGGACCUGCAGCGGCUCCACCUGCUGAGCCCACUGGAGGCAGAGGGCUCCCCUGGCCUGGAGCUCAACUACGGCUCAGCCGACAACCCCCAGACCAUCUGGUUUGAGCUUCCACAGGCCCAGGAGCUGAAGCACACCAUCACCUUCCUGCUGGACGGCAACCCUCCUUCCAGUUAG